Messenger RNA from Leishmania braziliensis MHOM/BR/75/M2904, 1785 nucleotides. RefSeq names its product putative chaperonin HSP60, mitochondrial precursor. Bases 1 to 1785 code for a protein of 594 amino acids. Gene Ontology annotation, molecular function: ATP-dependent protein folding chaperone; ATP binding. The transcript has a single exon. Gene Ontology annotation, biological process: protein refolding. NCBI's taxonomy places the organism in Eukaryota, Euglenozoa, Kinetoplastea, Trypanosomatida, Trypanosomatidae. The record is from RefSeq and is a predicted model, not a curated record.
AUGCUUACCCGUACGGCGCUUCGCUGUGUCAAGUACGGCUCAACGCCGAAGGACAUCCGCUAUGGCAUGGAGGCCCGUAACGCUCUCCUUGCCGGCGUUGAGAACCUUGUGAAGGCCGUCGGCGUCACGCUCGGCCCCAAGGGCCGCAACGUGAUUCUCGAGAUGCCGUACGCAAGCCCCAAAAUAACCAAGGAUGGUGUCACGGUGGCCAAGAGUAUCGAGUUCGAGGACAGCUUCGAGAACCUUGGGGCGAACCUGGUCCGUCAGGUGGCCGGACUGACGAACGACAACGCCGGUGACGGUACGACAACCGCCACCGUCCUGUCCGGGGCGAUCUUCAAAGAGGGCUUCCGCAGUGUUGCGACUGGCACGAACCCAAUGGACCUGAAGAGAGGCAUCGACCUCGCCUGUCGGGAGGUGCUCAUAUCGCUGGCCGAGCAGUCUCGCCCUGUCACCUCUAAAUCUGAGAUCACCCAGGUGGCGAUGAUCUCGGCAAACAUGGACCAAGAGAUCGGCAGCCUGAUUGGCGAUGCGAUGCAACAGGUCGGCAAGGAUGGCGUGAUUACCACGCAGGAGGGCCGCUCGCUCAACACGGAGCUCGAGCUGGUGGAGGGCAUGUCGUUUGAGCGGGGGUACACGUCGCCGUACUUUGUGACGAACACAAAGGCGCAAAGGUGCGAGCUGGAAAAUGCCCUCGUCUACGUGGCGAACCGCAAGCUCACGAGUGUGGCGCACAUCUUACCGGCGCUGAACUACGCGAUUCAGCAGAAGCGCCCACUUUUGGUGAUUGCGGAGGACGUGGAGGGGGAGGCGAUGCACACGUUUCUGUACAACAAAAUUCAGGGCCGCAUCCACGGGUGCGCGGUCAAGGCGCCAGGCUUUGGCGACAUGCGCAUCAAUCAGCUGCAGGACAUCGCCGUAUUCACUGGGUCGCAGAUGAUCUCGGAAGACCUAGGGCUCUCACUGGACCAGAGCGAUUUCUCCGAGCGCUUCCUUGGCACGUGCCGAAAGGUGACCGUUUCUCGCGACGAGUGCAUCUUGAUGGAGGGCGGCGGCAGCGCCAUUGCGCUCGAGGAGCGGGUGCAAAUGAUUAAGGACAUGAUCUCCGCUGAAGACCACGAGUACAAUCGCGAGCGCCUUGUCGAGCGCCUCGCGAAGCUCUCUGGUGGCGUUGCUGUGAUCAAGGUCGGCGGCGCCUCGGAGGUGGAGAUAAGUGAAAAAAAGGACCGCAUCAUUGACGCGCUGAACGCCACGCGCGCGGCUGUGUCAGAGGGCAUUGUUGCAGGCGGUGGUACAGGGUUGCUGAUGGCCUCCCUGCGCCUCGAGACGAUCUCCAAGGACCGACGGCUUCCACCUGACAUCCGCACUGGUGUGAAUAUUGUGAAGAAGGCAAUCGGGCUGCCAGCACGGUACAUAGCGAACAACGCGGGUGUAGAGGGUAGUGUUGUGGCAGGAAAGGUACUCGCUCGCAAGGACCCAACUUUCGGCUACAACGCUCAGACCGGCGAGUAUGUGAAUAUGUUCGAGGCGGGGAUCAUCGAUCCCAUGAAGGUAGUGAAGUCUGCCGUCGUGAAUGCAUGCUCUGUGGCAGGCAUGAUGAUCACAACGGAGGCGGCAGUGGUGGAAAAGGAUCUGCUCGGUCGGGAGAAGCGCAUCGAGGAUGAGGGGAUGGAGGACAAGGAGAAGAAGCGCAGCGUCGACAAACUGCGCAAGCAGGUAAAUGAACGGGAUUCGCCGAUGCCCAAGAUGGCCCCACCGAUGAAGUUUGAUAUGAAAGGUCUGUAG